AUGAGCAACACCAGCACAGAAUGGAGGCCAGAAAUGCCAGAACUAGACAGGACCAAUCUUGGUAAGGCUAUCAACACCAGCCAGAGAACGGUUCAGGAACGAUGGUCGGGGGUAUCGAAAUCAAACCAGAGCACCAAAUUCAAGAAGUCUGCUCGAGUUCAGGCGACAACCAUCAACUGCGGCAGCAGCGACUUCCAGAAAAUUGUCAAGGAAUUCACCGAAAUCCCUUCGCUCAACGGGAGCCCGAUUAGCAGUGCGGACUCUACUCCAACGAAAAGAAAGAUGAUGCCGCGGGGGACAGAGCAGGUCCGAGUCACCCCAGCCUCGAACCUCGAUGUGCAACCUGAGGAUGGGUACAUUUGGACGAUGUACCGUCAGAGGACAUCUCUUGAAGCCAAGUAUCCAAGGAACUACUAUUGGUGCACUCAUAAAUUUGAGCAAGGUUGUUUGGCUACCAAGCAAGUGCAAAGAUCCGAUGACGACCCUACUGUCUUCGAGAUCACGUACCGUGGAAGGCAUACGUGUACUGACCGCCCUCCCGCUGUCGUCCCUCCUUUCUCACUGCCUGAAAAUCAAAAUGAUUCCAAUGCCUCCAUCGAUGAUGCCCCUCUCCAAAUCAGGGAACUCCCUGUGUAUGUCUCGGCCGCAACUUCAGGCAACAACUCUCAAGCAACAGGACACCAGAGACGAUUACCAGAGUUGAAGGUAGCUUAUCACGGAAGAAAGUCGGAUGACAAUGAGAUGCAACGACUUGUUGAGGUCAACAUACCUUUCUUUCUCCCUCUUACGUCAUUAUUAGUUUCUAGCCUAUGUUUGCCUCCAAUAGGUUACAAGUUAUGA
This is a messenger RNA of Eucalyptus grandis, 840 nucleotides long. RefSeq names its product probable WRKY transcription factor 30. The transcript is spliced from 4 exons. NCBI's taxonomy places the organism in Eukaryota, Viridiplantae, Streptophyta, Magnoliopsida, Myrtales, Myrtaceae. The coding region runs from base 1 to 840 and encodes 279 amino acids. Gene Ontology annotation, cellular component: nucleus. The record is from RefSeq and is a predicted model, not a curated record. Gene Ontology annotation, biological process: regulation of DNA-templated transcription. Gene Ontology annotation, molecular function: DNA-binding transcription factor activity; transcription cis-regulatory region binding.